Molecule: messenger RNA, 1268 nt
Organism: Vidua macroura (Pin-tailed whydah)
Lineage: Eukaryota; Metazoa; Chordata; Aves; Passeriformes; Viduidae
Product: gastrula zinc finger protein XlCGF49.1-like
Exons: 3
Coding region: 139-864 (241 amino acids)
Source: RefSeq, a predicted model, not a curated record
AGGAGGAGCAGCAGGAAGAGGAGCAGGAGAAUCCCGCCGCUCGCACCGCUCGCACGCUGGGUCUGCAGCACCCCCUGCCCCGGGAGCAUCGCCCCCAGCCCCGAGGCGCAGGAUUUCUCAUUCCCAAACCUUGGCUGGAUGGAGGAGGAGGAGGCUGCGAGGAAGAGGAAGAUGCUCUGGGACACCCAGGCAGACAAGGAGCUGAGGAUGGAGACCUGCAGGGACAAAUCCCCACAGCAGAACCUUGUGGCAGAGGCCAUUUUGAGCGACUCCAUGGCGCAGGAAUCCAAUAGAGAGGAAAAUCCCUGGAGGUCCCUCAGGAAGAGGGGCUGCAAACUCAGCCCAGGGUGCUGUGAGGAGGAAAGACCCACCCUGUGCCAGGAAGGUGGACAGAGCUCCAGCCAGAGCUCGGAGCUGGUGGUCCAUGAGCAGCCUCAUGACAGGGAGAGGCCCUACAAGUGCUUGGAGUGUGGGAAGGGCUUCAGCAGGAGUUUCAAUCUGAUCUGCCACCAGAGGAUCCACACUGGAGAACGGCCCUAUGAGUGCUUGGAAUGUGGGAAGGGCUUCAGCCACAGGUCCAACCUGAUUGUCCACCAGAGGUUCCACACCAGGGAGAGGCCCUACGAGUGUCCCGAGUGUGGGAAGAGGUUUCACACCAGCUCCCAUCUCCUUGUACACCAGCGGAUUCACACCGAGGAGAGGCCCCUCUGCUGCCCCGACUGCAGGAUGGGCUUCAAGCACAACUCCACCCUCGUCACCCACUGGCACAUCCACACUGGGGAGAGGCCCUACGAGUGUCCCCAGUGUGGGAAGAGCUUCUCAGACCGCUCGUUCUUUACCCGACACCAACGGAGGCACCACUAAGGGAAGCCCUGCGAGAGCCUGGACUGCAGGAAGAGCUUCGUGCGCUGCUCCAGCUUCAUCCCCAUCACAGGACCCACAUUGGUCAGAGCCCUGGUGACCCACAUUCCCUGUGAUACGCAGAGGGAAGUGGCUGCUGUUCCUUUUAUUUUGUCUCAUAUUAUCUUUUAUCUUCCUCCCUUCAAAACACAGAAAUUUAGGGUAAAAAUCAACAAAUUAAUCGAAGGCAUCUAAAGCCUCACAUUUUACUUGUGUUUCGGAGAAUCUUGGAUUCCGGGAGAUAUCUGGGAGUAUAUGGGGGGGGGGAGGUAUUUGGUUUAGUUGUCUUCAUUUCCUGGCACUCCAAAAUGACAAGAAGGAUUGACCUGUCACCUCAAAACCACUCAAUGCCACUGAAAACUACUGAA